UAUGAUUGUUCAGAGGCAAGGUUUCUGAAACAGAGUAACGUUUUAUAUGAGUUCGACGGGAUCCAAAAAUGUCGACUAGUUCAGCUCUCAGUAGCUAUUAUGUGGACUCUAUUAUGGGGCACGACACGGAGGAUGUGUACGGAGCGCGUUAUGUCCAGGGCUCACACACGGUGAGGCCGUCAGGUGUGGGGGAAAAUGCGGACUUCUCGUCGUGCAGCUUCGCUCCCAAGUCAGCCGUGUUCCCUGCGUCCUGGACCUCAGUUCAUCAACCAUCUACUGCUGCUGUGUCCGGAAUUUACCAUCCAUACGUCCACCAGACCCAUCUUUCGGACAACAGAUACGUGCGCUCCUGGAUAGAACCAGUCUCAAACCAUAUCUCUCUAUCGGGGCUCCCCUCCAGCAGUCGGCACAGCGGCACAAAGACUGAAAGUUUACCCUCG
Molecule: messenger RNA, 440 nt
Organism: Sinocyclocheilus rhinocerous
Lineage: Eukaryota; Metazoa; Chordata; Actinopteri; Cypriniformes; Cyprinidae
Product: homeobox protein Hox-D9a-like
Exons: 1
Biological process (GO): anterior/posterior pattern specification; DNA-templated transcription; embryonic skeletal system morphogenesis
Cellular component (GO): nucleus
Molecular function (GO): RNA polymerase II cis-regulatory region sequence-specific DNA binding; DNA-binding transcription factor activity
Source: RefSeq, a predicted model, not a curated record